Messenger RNA from Symbiodinium sp. CCMP2592, 5907 nucleotides. Lineage: Eukaryota; Dinophyceae; Suessiales; Symbiodiniaceae. The record is from the annotation of a GenBank genome assembly.
AUGGUUCCCUGGCGACCGGAGCCCAAGCCUAUGCGCGAGAUCGAACAUAUCCAAGGCCCCGCGCGGCGAGUAUCUCAAACGUCAUUGGCUUCCGAUCUGCCAUCUGACAUGCUCAGGGGCAUCUCAUUGGAUCUGUGCCUGCAGCAGUGGGGAAAGCAUUUUCAGCAGUCUGACUCGGAUGAUUUUUCACUGAGUCAUCAGACCGACAGCAUUGACUACUUCCUUAGCCACGACUGGCAGACCUCUCGCUGGUCUAAGACUCUGGCUUUGCUGGUGACCUUCAACGCUGUGCCAGCGGCACUGGCUGCCGCGGUGGUGACUGCCCUGACAUGUGGGCUUCUCCUAGGCCGUCGGCUUCCAGGUGGCUGGCAAACAGCAAGCGCGGCGACGUAUUUGACAUUUAUGGGAGUUUUCUGCUUCUGGCAACGUGUGCGAAGUCUAGUUCCGCAACUGCACACGGUGGUUUUUCUGGAUCGGCUGUGUAUUGCCCAGCAUGACCCUGAACUUAAGCAACAGGGCAUCAUGGGUCUUGCUGGCUUUCUGGCCAAGUCCAAGAACCUCAUCGUUUUAUGGACGCCUCGGACAUUCACUCGGCUUUGGUGCACGUUUGAGUUGGCCCGAUUUCUGAAGCCCGAAGAUGGCGACAGCAACCGGACGGUUCAAAUCGUUCCUGUCGCUAUGCCAGCGCUUGUGAUGCUGACCUGUCUGGCUAACACGUCAUUCUGGACGAUUUUCCACAUCUUCUUGACGAUCGAAGAGUUGGGCAACUUCGGGAUAAAAGGCUUUCCGCUUAUGCUUUUUGCAGCCGGCCUUCUUGGUCCGUUCUUUUUCACACUUCUUUUCACACAGAUCUACUUCGGCACGCAGCAUCUGCUCGAGAUGGCUGAGCUGGAGGGGCAGAUGCGAGGCUUUAGCAUCCGAGAAUCGCAGUGCUCUUGCUGCUCCUUUGACCACGUGCACCCCUCCACUGGCGAGCCGAUCCCGUGUGACAGAUCCUUGGUGUUCCAGACGCUUCGACGGUGGUACUCUGAUACUGAGGAGCAGGACUACCUCGAUCGUUUUGACGCUCUCGUGCGCGAGCAGCUGAGGGUGUUCGUCCUCGAGAAGCUCGGAUCGGGCGCUCCGCCCCUGCGCUUGGCGCUGGCCAUGGCGUCCAUCUCGCCGCUGGGUCUCCUGCCGCAGUAUUUGCACAUGGCCAUCCAUGGCCUCAGGGCACAUACAGAGGACGGUCAUGAUUGGAAGCACUGGCAGUGGGUCGUCAUGUACUUGCAGGUGCCAGCGAUUUCGCUCCUCUUUUUCUGGCUUGCAUCAGCCACUUUGAGCAUCAGUGCUGCGUUGGCGACAAAGAUGUCGGUGCGCAAGGCUGUCGCUAUUGUUGUCGUGUUGGAUCUUGUACCCUUGGUCUUCAUCCAAUCUUUGAUGACGCUGGGGCUCUGCUAUGUUGUCAUGUCCUUGAACGGCAACUUCUGGGCACUUCUCUGGACCAUCGUGUUGCUCUCUAUCUGUUCCGUGAGCGUGGCCCUGGCCAUCAGCUGCGCUGUUGGGCAGCCACGGGAAACUGGAGCAAUCGGGCCCCUCGUCUUCGUGCCGCAGAUGCUCUUCUCAGGUGUCUUCAUCCCGGUGAGCCACAUGCCAGUUUACCUCCGAUGGAUGCAGUACUGCAGCUUCCUGCAGUAUGCCAUCAAAGUGCUCGGCAUUGUUGAGUUCCAGAACGUGCCGCACAAGGAGCUCGUUCUGGAUGCGCAGGUUCUCUUGUUCUCCUUGACGGGCAUCCAGAUGCUGAGAAACAAGGUGCACUCCCGCAGGCACACCUCAAUCUCCUCUUGCUCCUACACCUAUUUUGACCACGACUACGGCGACCAGCACUACUUCUACCUCUACCUCUACUUCUUCCCCUGUUCUAUCGGCUGCCGAGAAGGCAGGGCUUGGCCGUGGAGUUCAGUUGCGUCAAAAUGGAUGCAGGUCUUGGAGCUCUUCCGAUCUGGCAGAAGCGACGGCUACCCUGCAGAUGCUUACACCUUCACCUGCUGUCUCGGCGCUUUGGGAAAAGCAUCCAGAUGGGAGGCAGCUCUGCAGAUGUUUGCCGAAAUGAGGCGCGGCGGCGCGGUGCCCAGCGUUGUCACCUGCAACGCUGCCUUGGCUGCUCUGGGCAAGGGCCAGCGCUGGGACUUGGCAGUGGAGCUUCUCCGAGAAAUGAGGUCGGGGAGGGCCGAUCUUCCUUGUCCAGACACUGUGUCCUUCAACACGGCCGCAGCCGCAAUGAUCGAAGGCGGGCGCUGGCGAAGCGCGGUUGAGGUCUGCGCGCUUCUUCAGCUCGAAGGCUUGCAAGCUGAUCCCGUGACCCACAAUAUUCUCGUUAGCAGCUGCAAGCCCGGUGGACGAUGGGAAGCCGCCCUGUGGCUACUUUCAGCCCGGAGGCCGCAGGUUGAGACCGUGACUUCAGCGAUCGACACGCUGGCCGCCUGCAGCCUCUGGGAGCACGCCUUCGUUCUCUUGUGCAACAUGCCUCCUGGACUUAGGCCGAAUGUGAUGACAUUUGGGGCAGCUAUGAACGCCCUGGCGCGAGGAGCAGCGUGGCUUUUUGCCGUCCAACUCCUCCAGGUCAUGGACGAGCAAACAGUCAUCCGGAAUGCCGUAGUGUGCUCGUGCGCCAUCGCCGCAUGCGAUGAAGCGGAGGAGUGGCAGCAGUCGCUGGCCAUCUUACUGGAGAUGCUUCAGGUAGGGCCCCGCCCCAAUCUGAUCGCCUUCAACUCAGCGAUCGUCGCUUGUGCCCAUGGUCGCCAGUGGUAUGCAGCUGUCCAGCUCUUCCGAAAGCUCCGAAGCAGUUGCGAGCCCGAUGUCGUAUCCGUCAGCUCCGUCUUGUCGGCCUUUGAACUUUCGCGGCGGUGGGCGAAGGCCCUUGGCUUCCUUCUUCAGCUUGGAUCGCUUGGCCUCGAGUCGGCGGCUCCAGCGCGGACGGCGGUCUUCAGCAUUUGCGGUGCAGAUGGCCGUUGGGAGCAGGCACUGACCGCGUGCCCGCCAACCGCGGCGGAAUGGAGCCUGGCAGAGCGCAACGCUGCAAUCACCGCCUUGGGAGAGGCUCACUCCUGGGCUAUGUCCGGACAGCUCCUGACCUCACUGCUCCAGUGUGGCCGAUCCCCGGAUUCGGUCACACUGGGCGCCAUGGUGUCCAUCUCUGCGCGAGCCGAGGAGUGGCCCUAUGCACUGGCGAUCUUCGAUGCGCUCCCCCGGCUGCGGGCAGCGGUUGAUCUUGUCUGCGCAAACGCAGCCGCCACUGCGCCAAAGAAACGCUGCUGGCAGCAAACACUGUCGCUUCUUCAAAGCCUCCCUCUGCGCCGGCUCGACGGCGACAUGAUCUCUGCCAAUGCUGGUCUGGGAGCUUUGGACGACACUGGGGGCCGGUUGCGGCGCCUACAGGCACGCGCCGGCCCAGGCAUGUCCUGGUGGGAUGACGGCAAAGGCAAGGGCUAUGGCAAGGGCGAUAAGGGCUUCCAGAACGGAUAUGCCGUGCCGCCACCGUAUGCGAGGUCUCCUCCGACUGGGCCUGGCUACGGAAAGGGCUGGGCAGGCCCAGGCACCAUGAGCUUGCAGUAUCCUGGCGUUUCCAGGCCGCCGAGCUAUGGCAAGGAAGCUGGUGCGAAGGGCGGAAAGGAGGCCAUGCCAAGGCUCCGAAGACCGCCCAGUGAUCCAGAUCUACAAGACAUCCCACCGCCGCCGCUGCCCGUGCGCAUGGGCAAGCCAGGUGGGAUCAACCACUACCCUGGCGCGAUGCCAGUGGAAGGAAAGGGAAGGGGCAAGAGCAACAACCAAAAGGGCGACAGUGUGAAGGGGAAAGAUCCGCGCGGCAGCAAAGAGAAGAUGCCGCCGAAGCAGCCAGGGCCAAAGAGCAAAGAUCCGCAGUGGAAGAGGAAGGAUGGCGUGGACGCAGAAAAGGAGCCCGCGAGCAGUCCCGGCACUGUGUUGGCUCAGCGUCUGCGGGAGAGGAUCGCCGUCAUGAGUGCUGAAGUACGAGAUGACAAUCCGUACAGCCGGCUUAUGGCACUGAAACGAAUGGGUGUCGUGGAGGAGUACGAGAAAAUCCGUACCUUCGCAGUGCUCAUCGUCGGAAUUGGAGGUGUCGGCUCUGUCGUGGCAGAGAUGCUCACCCGGUGCGGCAUAGGCAAGCUCCUCCUCUUCGAUUACGACAAGGUCGAGUUGGCGAACAUGAACCGACUCUUCUUUAGACCGGAGCAGUCAGGCCUCUCGAAAGUGGAGGCCUCUUUUCAGACGCUCCGAGAUAUCAACCCAGAUGUGGAGUUUGAAAUUUUCAACACGAACAUCACGACGUCGGAAAACUACGACGUCCUGCUAGAGCGAAUACGCCAGGGCGGUUUGCAGGAGAAGCGAGUGGAUCUUGUCCUGAGCUGUGUGGACAACUAUGCUGCGCGCAUGACGAUCAACCAGGCUUGCAACGAGCUCGGCCAGAUCUGGCUUGAGUCCGGCGUGUCCGAGAAUGCGGUCUCCGGCCACAUCCAGACCAUGAUUCCGGGCAGGUAUGCCUGCUUUGAGUGCGCGCCGCCCGCCGUCGUAGCAGGCGGCGGUGACGAGAAUGCCAUUAAACGAGAGGGGGUGUGCGCUGCAUCCCUGCCGACCACGAUGGGCAUCACUGCUGGCCUUUUAGCCCAGGCCACCCUGAAGCACCUUCUGAAGUUCGGCACGGUCUCGAACUUCUUGGGCUACGAUGCCUUGGGCGAUUAUUUCCCUUCGUACAGCAUGACGCCUAACCCGGAGUGCGGCAACCGACGACGCCACGAGGCAGCGACGUUCCUGAUGGUGCAGCUGGGUGAGGUGCAGGUUCAGGUGGUUCUAUCUGCGCCUACCGGGACCUUGAACUACGGCACAGGCCCCUUGCCAGCUUUGCAUCUGCUCCCGGCGGGACUGGGCUCGACCGUUUGGUGUACGGGACACCCGGGCUGCGAUCGCGAAGGAUCCCUGUCUCUCUACGCGCGGGAGCUGAAGCUUCUGAAGGUGCAUGCCGACUCCAAGCAGAUUUCCAACGUUCUGGACGCGCUCGCCGAUGGCCUUGCGCCAGGCAGUGAAGUGGCUACUGCUCUGUGCUGCACGGAAGAGCGCCUCGCAGAACUUGUCCGACUUCGCACAGACGGCGCAGAAGCUGCGACCUACAGAAAGGAGCUCCGGCAGCAGGCGCUCAUCGUUCAGGCAGGUGAUGAAGGCCUGGCCCGAGAGCUGCAAGCUGCGCCCAGCACUCGCCAGCGGAAGGCUCGUGUCACCAAGUCCGAGUUGCAGGCACUGGAAAAGGCGGAAUCCCUGGCAGCUCCAGCUCCUCCUAUCGACUGUUGGGAGGAGACUGCCGAGGACUUCCGUCACGUGCUUGGAGAUUCUGAACCCGUGCUAAACGUGGCUCCGGAUAUUCCAAGCGCGCGGGGUCCCCAAACUCGGGGCGAAUACUUCCACGGACGGAAGUGGCCGCAGGUGCGUUGGAUUCUCCGACGCCUUUCCGCUCUGCGAGCAGAGGGUCAGGUAUUCCAGCACAUCCUCGACGUCGGCGGUGGCCGCGGUGACUUGGCCAUCAACAUGGCAUCGCAUCUCGGCGUGAAGGUUACGGUGGUGGACAUGAACGCCUCCUCGCUGCAAGCCGGGCAGAAUGCGGCAGAGAGGGCCGGUGUCGACGUGGCUUUCCGCUGCAUGGAUUUUCGCGACAUCUACAAAGAGGACGACAUGCGCGACGUGGACUUCCUUGUGGCCCUGCACGCUUGCGGCGGGCUCAGUGACGCCGCUUUGGGCUUUGCCGUGCAGCGUCAGAUCGCCUUCCUCGUUUGCCCCUGCUGUCACUUGAAGCACACGGCGCUGGAGCCGGCGGAUGGCUGGGGAUCUCUUUGCCCGGAGGUCCUGGCCUUGGGGUUGUAG